This is a messenger RNA of Rotaria sp. Silwood1, 360 nucleotides long. Lineage: Eukaryota; Metazoa; Rotifera; Eurotatoria; Philodinida; Philodinidae. The record is from the annotation of a GenBank genome assembly.
AUGCGAGCUAUGGCUGUGUUUGAUAUUCUUAUGUUAUAUGGAUGGAAUAUUGAUCAUUAUUUUUCUGUUAUUCCAUUUUUAAUUGUUGAUUGUUUUUACACAACCAAUGGAACUGUUUCAAUAGAAUCUUUAGCUUUUCAAAUGUAUCCAUUAUGGGAUCAAAUAAAUUUAGGUAUUUCUGUUUGUGCACCAUUUAUACUAAUGGUUAUAUUAAAUAGUGGUGUAAUCUAUUACUUAAUUCAACUUAAACGUAAGACAACAAUUCAAAAUUCUCGAAUUCAACAUAAAGCUAUUUCAGUUACACUUGUUAUUACAACAUUUAUGUUUUUAAUGAUGAGAAUACCAACAACUGUAACUUGA